AUGGUCUUGGCAAAAGUAGCUUUAGGAACAGCUGGAGCAGUUACUCUCGGAUAUAUAUUUGUUCCACCUUUUAAUAGAAAGCUAGAAAGAAAUGUUCUUCGACCAAUUAGGAAUUAUAGAAGACAUUUAUAGUAAGAAGAUUCAUUCAAAACUGAAGAAGAAUUUUAUCAAUUCUUAGGCAGUGUAGCCUUAGGCACUUUGAGAAUGUUUACAAUCGAAAACGAUUGA
This is a messenger RNA of Paramecium tetraurelia, 228 nucleotides long. RefSeq lists its product as uncharacterized. The record is from RefSeq and is a predicted model, not a curated record. The transcript is spliced from 2 exons. NCBI's taxonomy places the organism in Eukaryota, Ciliophora, Oligohymenophorea, Peniculida, Parameciidae.